AUGAUGCGUUCAAAAAGCGCCUCACAGAUUGGGUUCUCUAUUGGAGGUGGAAGUAACUUCGUCGGAGGUCGAAUGUCUAUGUUGGAUAGAAAUCUGGAAUCUCUCGAUACUGCAGACGUUUUAUUUACCUCUGUAGGGAAUCCAAACGGUGAAGCUUUGCAGGGUGGAGAAGGUAAGGACGAUGAUAUGUCGGAGAACUUUACGCGUGUGCUUGAUGCGGCUUUAGAGCGCAACACAUUAGACCUUAGGUCAUUUUUUGAUGAAGACAAAUCACCUGUAUAA
This is a messenger RNA of Protopolystoma xenopodis, 282 nucleotides long. Lineage: Eukaryota; Metazoa; Platyhelminthes; Monogenea; Polystomatidea; Polystomatidae. The record is from the annotation of a GenBank genome assembly.